CUCUGCACAGUCGGUGAGUUGAAUGGCACUUUCUAUCCGACGGCAAUACUUGUAAAUCCUCAUUCAUCCUCUGUCCCUAUCGAGCCCUGCUCAAUCCAAGCGACAGACCCGGGCUUCUAUCUUACUGGUUAAUACUACCCAAACAGAAAUAUGUACGCCUGUGCGAAAUUCGUCUCCACGCCAGCUCUGCUGCGCGCUGGCUCCCGCGCUCUGUGCAGACCCCUCUCUGCCUCUGUGGUCUCCAGGCCUGAGUUGAAAACAGAGAGCUCCAUGGCCCUCCUGCCCGGGUCUCCCCUCAGCAUGGCCAUGAGGAGCUUCCAGACCAGCGCUGUGAGCCGAGACAUCGACACCGCCGCCAAGUUCAUCGGUGCCGGCGCCGCCACCGUUGGAGUUGCAGGAUCCGGGGCCGGGAUCGGAACCGUGUUCGGCUCCCUGAUCAUCGGCUACGCCAGGAACCCAUCCCUGAAGCAGCAGCUGUUCUCCUACGCCAUCCUGGGAUUCGCCCUGUCCGAAGCCAUGGGUCUCUUCUGUUUGAUGGUCGCUUUCCUCAUUCUGUUCGCUAUGUAAACCCCUGCAGUCCCCGAUCCCUUUAAUUACACACGUGGCUACCAAUAUUGUUCCGGUGUCGGUGUCUUGGACAUGUACAUUUUGAAGUCUGUUGGACGCCGUCCAAAUAAUCAAAACAUGUAUUGUAAAAAAUGUACGAAAAUUACACUAUUAAAAUGCAUGUAUUUGACUAUUUAACAAAUGGAAGCAUAUUUUGUAUGUCAAUAUUCGCUCAACAGAAGUGAGGAGUCAUUCCCAGAGUGUCGCUUAGCUUAAUGGAUGCUUAAUGUGGGUCCACUAGUGGGUGUUCAUGCUAGCUUUGCGGGUCCAUACCGCUUUCUCUCGAUCAA
Messenger RNA from Gadus chalcogrammus (walleye pollock), 896 nucleotides. It is a transcript of the gene atp5mc3a, whose product is annotated as ATP synthase membrane subunit c locus 3a. Gene Ontology annotation, biological process: proton transmembrane transport; proton motive force-driven ATP synthesis. Bases 151 to 567 code for a protein of 138 amino acids. Gene Ontology annotation, molecular function: proton transmembrane transporter activity. NCBI's taxonomy places the organism in Eukaryota, Metazoa, Chordata, Actinopteri, Gadiformes, Gadidae. The record is from RefSeq and is a predicted model, not a curated record. The transcript is spliced from 5 exons.